Molecule: messenger RNA, 828 nt
Organism: Lontra canadensis (Northern American river otter)
Lineage: Eukaryota; Metazoa; Chordata; Mammalia; Carnivora; Mustelidae
Product: zinc finger protein 805-like
Exons: 2
Coding region: 268-633 (121 amino acids)
Biological process (GO): regulation of DNA-templated transcription
Source: RefSeq, a predicted model, not a curated record
UAUGCGACGGUUCCGUCCACGCCAGCUGUGGGGAGGGCGUCGCUGUUCUGUGGCCACCUCCAGUGAAGCUCUUCCAAGAAGAGCAGAGAGACGGCUACCGCUCAGCCCCGCGCCUUUGAAGGAGCCGUGAGCCACCCGACGCCCGGGGAGUGGGAAAGUCAGCCGCGGUCACACCUCCCGGGUCAGGGGAGAGGUGGCAGUCGGCCGAGCCGGCGGGACCCGCCUGCGUCGCUGCCGGUCCCGGCCUCGCUCCGUGCACAGGGUCCCAUGAUGGCGGCGGCGUGGAGGGACCCUGCGCGGGUAUCUGUGACCUUCGAUGAUGUGGCCGUGACUUUUACCCAGGAGGAGUGGGGGCAGCUGGACCCGGCCCAGAGGACCCUGUACCAGGAGGUGAUGCUGGAAAACUGUGGACUUCUGGUGUCUCUGGGUAAGUCCUCCCCACUCCACCAUGGGGACACCUGCUGCCUCCUUGUCAGAGCACCCUCUGGCUCCAGGCCUGGCUGGUCAAGAAGACUUCUGGAGCCCUCCCCGUGUCCCUCCUCCCUGCAGCUUCAGCCGUUUUCUAGAUUAAUCUCUUUGGACCUGCUGUCCUGUGUCUGUUUGGGCAAGAAACAGUUCCUCUUUGGCUCCUAGAAAACCGUGGAAGGAAAAGGGGGUGUUCUGCAGAACCCAGAGGGAGGAUUUCCAGCUGGUGCCGUGAGGCUCUGGUAGAGGAACUGGGAACCACCACGAUGAUGCCGUGGCUUCUGGUCUCUUGUCCUGGCUUCUCUCCCUGGCUCUCUCUGCUCAUGUCUCUGUAUGCAGGAAGGUUUUUUCCUGCCUCAUCAA